Molecule: messenger RNA, 4011 nt
Organism: Syngnathoides biaculeatus (alligator pipefish)
Lineage: Eukaryota; Metazoa; Chordata; Actinopteri; Syngnathiformes; Syngnathidae
Product: frizzled-3-like
Exons: 11
Coding region: 634-2778 (714 amino acids)
Biological process (GO): non-canonical Wnt signaling pathway; canonical Wnt signaling pathway
Cellular component (GO): plasma membrane
Molecular function (GO): Wnt-protein binding; Wnt receptor activity
Source: RefSeq, a predicted model, not a curated record
CCACUUCAGUGGGGCGUGCGCGUUCAUGUUGAUUGCGCGCUCUCGCAGCACGCAGCCUCCAGUGGACAACGAGCGGAGCGCCGCACCGAACGGAACCUCUGGAGCACCCGGACCUCUCUGUCUCGCGAGGACCUGCUCGAAGAAGCCAGAAUGCGAAAGACCUCGAAGACCGGGAAAAAUCAUUUGGAGGUGGAGGAGGAGGAGGAGUGGGAUAUGGCAGCCUUGUGUGUUUUGUUGAGGUGUUGCUGGAGGCGAGGGUGAGCAGACAAAAGAGGGACCGACAACCCACAGGAGCUGUUCUCUCUCCCUCGCUGUCACCCAGGAAUAAACCAGGAGGUGGAGAAUGCUGCAAGAUGCUCUGCAAGCCAGCAGCGAUUGCCGGCGCAGUCUAAAGGCUGAAAGUAAAUAGUGGAAAACAAGAGGCGGCUUCUUCUGCGCCGCUUUGUCUUGGUGCGCCAAUCAGUGGGGCCUCCAUCUUCCUCCAUCAUGUGCCUCUUAUUGAGAGGUGGGAUUCUUCUUUUUAAAUCCCCACUUAGGGUGGACUCGUUUGCCUCUAAUGCAAAGAAGCCUUAAAACAAUUAUCGGCGACGCUCCAGGCUACAGUUGAUAGUCUGGCCUCUCUGCUGCGUAACCAUGCAGGAAUCAUUGAAAAGUGAAUGUAUGAGAGACUACAAGACUGCCCCCAUCUCCUGCAGACAUAAUGUCCGUUUUCCCCGCUUCCCCAUCCCGCUAUUCCUGCUCCUCUUACUCACGACUCCUCCGGCUCGGGCCAUUCACAUGGACGCCAUCGAGAGCCACAGCGAGUUCAGCUGCGAGCCCAUCCGACUGAGAAUGUGCCAGGAUCUGCCUUACAACACCACCUUCAUGCCCAACCUCCUGAACCACUACGACCAGCAGACGGCCGCACUCGCCAUGGAGCCUUUCCAUCCUGUCGUGAACCUGGUGUGCAGCCCCGACUUGAGGAUGUUCCUGUGCGCGCUCUACGCCCCGGUGUGCGUCGUCUACGGACAGGUCUCCAUGCCGUGCCGUGCCCUCUGCCAGCGGGCCAAGGGGGACUGUCAGAGACUGAUGGAAAUAUUUGGACUCACCUGGCCAGAUGACAUGGAGUGCAGCAGGUUUCCAGACUGCGACGAGCCGUAUCCUCGCCGAGAGGACCUGCAGAAAGACUCCGAGCCCAGCGACCAGUCGUCCAUGACCGUGCAGAAGGACUACGGCUUCUGGUGCCCCAGAGAGCUGAAGAUAGAAGCGGAGCUGGGUUACUCACUCAUGGGCAGGAAAGACUGCUCAGCUCCCUGUCCUUCCAUGUACUUCAGCCAACAGGAAGUGACCUUCACGAGAUACUUCAUCGGUGUCACCUCCAUCGUCUGCCUGUCCGCAACUUUGUUUACCUUCCUUACUUUUCUCAUUGACGUCACCAGGUUCAGAUACCCAGAGCGACCCAUCAUCUUCUAUGCGGUAUGUUACGUCAUGGUGUCGCUGGUGUUCUUCCUGGGCUUCUUAUUGGAGGACACCGUCGCAUGCAACACCGUCAACCACGCACAGUUCAAAGCUUCGACUGUAACACAGGGCUCACACAACAAGGCGUGCACCUUGUUCUUCAUGAUCCUCUACUUCUUCACCAUGGCCGGCAGCAUAUGGUGGGUUAUCCUGACGAUCACGUGGUUUCUCGCUGCCGUGCCGAAAUGGGGCAGCGAAGCCAUCGAAAAGAAAGCCCUCCUCUUUCACUCAGUGGCCUGGGGGCUCCCAGGGACUCUCACCAUCACCCUUUUGGCCCUGAACAAAAUCGAAGGGGACGGGAUCAGCGGCGUGUGUUUCAUCGGGCUCUAUGACAUAGACGCCCUGCGGUGGUUUGUUCUGGCGCCGCUCUGCCUCAACGUGGCCGUGGGCGUCUCUCUUCUCUUAGUGGGCAUCGUGGCUCUGAACCGCGUGCGCAUGGAAAUCCCCCUGGAGAAAGAGAACCAGACCAAACUGGUCAAGUUCAUGAUCCGAAUGGGUGUUUUCUCCGUGCUCUACCUCGUGCCCUUGCUGACCGUGAUUGGUUGCUACGUGUACGAGCACACCUACCGCAGCGUCUGGGAGACCACCUGGAUGCAGGAGAACUGCCGCCGCUAUCACAUCCCCUGCCCGUAUAAGGUGGAGCAGACCAGUCGACCGUCCGUGGCCUUGUUCCUCAUGAAGUACUUGAUGAUGUUGGUGGUGGGAAUCCCCUCCGCCUUUUGGGUGGCCAGCAAGAAGACCUGCUUCGAGUGGGGCAGGUUUCUGCAUGGCCGCGGGCGGAAAGAUAUUUCCCCUCUCGAAAUUUCUCCGUGCAGCAGUGGAGUGAAUGAAUCUCGCCAGGUGCUCCAAGAGCAGCCCGACUUGGCCCAGUCGCUGCUGCGGGAACCCAACACCCCCAUCAUCAGGAAGUCUCGAGGAACGUCCACUCAGGGUACGUCCACUCACGCCUCCUCCACUCAGCUGGCCGUCCUCGACGACCCGGACGAGCCCCCGAGAAGCCGCACCGGCAGGCCCGCGUCCACCAGGAGCAAAACCGGCAGCGUCCGCAGCAGCGCCAGCUACCACGCCAGCCUGCGCCGCGCUCGAGACGACAGGAGCGACACGGUGGUCUCCGGAGCCGUCGAGGCGCGCAGUUUCCACGGCAGCGCGCCGCGUCUCGACCAUCCGCUCUCCGCGCACGGAAGCCAGAGGGACGUGACUGACGCCCCGCCCACUUUCAUCACGCACGGAUCCACGGGGAGCGAGAGCCGCGCUGCCGACAACGGCGGCACCAGCGCCUAACUACUCGCUGCCUUGACGUGGUCUUCGUAGUUUUGAGGAAAAACCAUGCUCAGACUGGACUCCAUGUCGUGCAAGCACACACACAUUCUUGCUGUUAACAAUCCUAAAUGGCUUCUCCACUCAUUUUUUUUCAAUUAACGUUUGACCAUUUCCGCUCCAGACUGUAAACUUCAUUUGUACGUGGACCUAAUGUGAACCUGUGGACCUUCCGGCGUGCUCGUUUAACUAUUUUUAUGUUGUGAAUCGCGCGUGUGUGUGCAUUCGCCGACGUUUGGCGUACGUGAGUGGACGAUUUCAACUGCUGUAUUGUAUUCGACAAAAUGAUGAACCCGACAAUUUAGCAGACAUCUGCUUUGAAAAUUUGAAAUUUAUUUUUGUUGGUCAGUUUAAAAAAGUGAAACUUAAAUUGUAAAAUACUUCAAUUUAUAAUUACAGUUCCUGACAACCUCACCCAAAAAAAUUCAGUAUUUCAUAAGAAAAAUUCCAAAAAGAUUUGUAAUAUAGAGAGGGGGGAAAAAAAACCAGCUACAGAUUGGCCUUCUGACCUAUGUUGUGUAAUUGAAAUUCACUUUUGGAAUUGAAUUUGUUGAAUUUAUAUUUGAUAGUCUCAUCUAGUGAGAUUCACCUGUGUAUAUUUAAGCAAUGUUACCUUUUAUAAAAGACAGAAAACACACCGAUUCCUUUCAUUACCGCAAUUGAUAAACCUGCUCAUCGAUAAAUGUUUCUUUAGCUCCCGUGACUCACCAAGUGUGAUCUCGUUUUGUAAAUACGCGUUCAAGCGAACCUACCUCGCCUGUGUGAUCGGCCUUCUGCGCUCCCAUUAAAAAAACAUCUUUUCCCUCCAUGUAACACGCACACACAUAAACAAAACAUUCUCCAUCCUCAUCAAUAACAAAUUUGCCUUCUGCCUCUCCUGCCUGCAAUCAUGCAAACAAAACAUUUUUGGACCUACAGCAAGCGUCUGUGUGUUCUUACAGACCCUUUAAAAAAAAAAAUAAUCUCAAAUUAAUAAGCGCAGGGUAAGUGACAUGGGUGGCUCGGAUAAAAUAAACUCGUCUCAGCCCUAAUUGAUUCCAUUUAUCUGAGGAUGCGAGGUGGAGCAACCUUUUUCGUAUUGCAAUAGAAUUGUGUGCAACUGCGGUGGCAUUAAAUGGAAAUGUCACAAUGGAUCAAAAACAUUGUAAAUGGAAAGCCUCAAUUGUUUGUGUUAAUUUAUUUGCAGAGUGGAACUGC